Molecule: messenger RNA, 1092 nt
Organism: Daldinia childiae
Lineage: Eukaryota; Fungi; Ascomycota; Sordariomycetes; Xylariales; Hypoxylaceae
Product: D-malate dehydrogenase [decarboxylating]
Exons: 2
Coding region: 1-1092 (363 amino acids)
Molecular function (GO): magnesium ion binding; NAD binding; oxidoreductase activity, acting on the CH-OH group of donors, NAD or NADP as acceptor
Source: RefSeq, a predicted model, not a curated record
AUGGCCAACAGCCCGUUAAAGAUUGCCGUCAUCCCAGGCGAUGGUAUUGGGACCGAAGUGAUGCCAUAUGGCAUCCGAUGUCUCGAAGCGGCUGCGAAGGUGUUUGGUAUCUCGUUGAGCUUCCAGACGUUUGAUUUUGCUAGUUGCGACUUUUAUAAGAAACAUGGUGACAUGUUGCCAUCGGACUGGAAGGAGUCUCUUAGCGGGUUUGAUGCUAUCUACUUCGGCGCCGUUGGCAUGCCGGAUUUGGUGCCGGAUGAGGUAUCGUUGUGGGGGAGCUUGUUGAAGUUUAGACGCGAAUUCGACCAAUAUAUUAACCUUCGUCCGUGUCGACUGUUAGCUGGUGUUGAUUGUCCUCUGGCCGGUCGGAAGCCUGGAGAUAUCGACUUCUGGAUCGUGCGGGAAAAUACGGAAGGCGAAUAUAGCAGCAUCGGAGGAAAGAUUUUCGAGGGGACGGACAGGGAGACAGUUAUCCAAGAAACAGUAAUGACACGCACCGGUAUCGACAGAGUCCUUCGUUACGCAUUUGACCUUGCGCAAAGCCGGCCGCGGAAGCGUCUUACAAGCGCGACUAAGAGCAAUGGUAUCAGCAUCACUAUGCCAUACUGGGACUCCCGCGUCCGCGAGAUGUCAAGCAAAUACCCCGACGUCAACGUAGACAAAUACCACAUCGAUAUCCUAACUGCUCAUUUCGUCCAGCGACCCCAAAUCUUUGAUGUCGUCGUCGGUAGUAACUUAUUCGGCGACAUCCUAUCCGACCUCGGGCCAGCCUGUACGGGUACAAUCGGGAUUGCGCCGUCGGCCAACAUCAACCCGGAUCGGCGAUUCCCGAGCCUGUUCGAGCCGGUGCACGGUAGUGCGCCCGAUAUCGCUGGCAAGGGGGUUGCGAACCCCGUCGGCAUGAUAUGGGCGGGACAAAUGCUGCUUCAGCAUUUCGGAUAUCAGGAUGCUGCUACGGCGGUCUUGCAGGCUAUUGAGACGGUGCUCGCGCAGAGGGAUCAGAGUGUUAUUACGGCUGAUAUGGGCGGUAAGGGCACUACAAAAACUCUAGGAGAUGCUAUUGAGGCGGCAAUCCUUGCGGCUAAGAAGUAG